This is a messenger RNA of Oldenlandia corymbosa var. corymbosa, 1786 nucleotides long. The record is from the annotation of a GenBank genome assembly. Lineage: Eukaryota; Viridiplantae; Streptophyta; Magnoliopsida; Gentianales; Rubiaceae.
AUAUAUAUAUAUAUAUAUAUAUAUAAUAGUCUUGUUGAGAUAAUCUUGUUUAUUAUUUCUCCUUCAGUGCAAAUAUUAAUGUUGUCUUCUCCCAAGAUUACCCAAAACAGUAGUAGUACUUCCCCAAAUUUUAAAGUAAAGAAAGAAAAAAAAAUUAUUUGGAGUGCGCGCUGUGUAUCAAAUUUUGAGUCAACAACAUUACUUUAUUAAUAAUCAGUCCACCACUUCAGCUCUAGCCUCUAGGAGCAGUCAAAGUCCGGCAUUAAAAAUGAAAAAGAGAACCUUACCAUCAAGCCAAAAUAAUGAAUAUUUCUCGACAAAUUCACAGGAUUCAGGACAGGACAGGAUUCAGAAUACGGUAUACUACCUAGUGCAAAAAUUUGGGUUUUGAAAGGUGAGUUUUAUUCUGUAUGCUAUCUUCUUAAUAAAAAAUGCAGCUCCUUUGUGUUGGUUGCUUCAUUGUUUCUUUCGCUGUUAAUUGUCUUUGGAGGUAAGCAAGCAAUUGAAUUCUCUCUGUUCUUACACUCCUUUCUGGUAAAAGAAAGAAAAGAAGAGGAAUCCUUUCUAGUUUCCUCUUUUCUUGCUCUUGUGAUCUUCAAGUGAAUGGAUGGAUUUAAUAUCAGUUUUUUUUUUACAGUCUUAUACUUCUUGAGGCUCUGGUAGAAAUACAAAAUUAGGUUACUUUUGCGGACGGCUUGACCUUGUGGUUCUGAAUGAUAUAAAUCCUCUCCCAGGUUAAAUGCAUUUCUUUAGAAUGAAAAUCUCAAAAAACACGAACUUCCAAUUUGUAUCCAUAGAAGGCUUUUGCUUUUCUCACUGCUUUGAUGUGAUUUCCCCAGAUUACUAACACUCAUAUGUAUCUAAUGCAUCUCUUCUAGCGGGAUUUUAUUAUUUUGUCUUGUGUGUGCUUAUCAUCAAAUUCAGCUCUGUUUUGUAGGUGUGGAUGAUCAAUUGAUCAUGGGGGAAGCAGUGGGGCAGAUAAAAGUGGUGGUUGUACGUGGCAAAAAAUUGGUGAUCAGAGACCUCAAGAGCAGUGAUCCUUAUGUCAUCCUCAAGCUCGGGAACCAGGAAGUGUUUGAUAAAGACCGGUUCAAGGCUGACGACAAGAUGGGACAUGCUCGGAUAAGCCUUCAACCUUUGAUUGCUGCAGCAAGGCUAAAGCAGAUUCUUCAGGUUUCUGGCAGUGAAAAAGGCAUGACUUUGAGGAAGGUCAUCCCCGAAAGUGACAACUGUCUAGCUGGGGAGAGUACCAUUAUCUCGGGGAACAACAACGAGGUCAUCCAAGAUGUUUGGCUGAGGCUUUGCGAAGUUGAGUCAGGCGAAAUAGAGAUCAAGAUCAAGGUAGUGAAGCUUCCCUCAUCUCCAGUAGCUUCAACAACAGCAAAGAUGUCCUAAAAGGAUCCAGAUUUGCCCACAAUGCGGUUAAGAUAAUCUUAAUGAAGGUGUUGGAGCCGUUGCAGAAGAAAUGAAGGUCUGAAACCCUCUGCAGUUUUAAAUGUGUUAAGGAUUUUAUGUGAUGUAUUUCUGCGUGAUGAAAUUUUGUUUUAGCUGUAUAUGUAUGUGUACUUGGGUGCAUGGGUGGACUGUGUCAUUUUUUAGUCUAUUAACUCAAAAGAGUAUGAUCUCUGCACGUAAACACAACACAACAGAUUGAUUCAAAAGUCUCAGCUAGCUACUGUUCUCUUUAGACUCCAUCCAUUUGUCAGUGUGAAUUUUUAUUUUGAAACUAAAUAAUGUAAUAAUAACAAUAAUUUAAAGUAUAUAAAUUAUUCUUAUUGUGGAAACA